AUGUCCACUAUUAUUUCAAGUGGUACAAUCAAUCAGCAUGAUGUUAUCACCCAGGAUACUCGUUUGGAUCUCGCUACUUCUCUUUCGAGUGUAGCUUUAAGCAAUUCUCGGUAUUAUGAUGCUUCCAGUUCACUCAUAACCGAUUUGUUUUGGUUUAUCAGCUAUUGCUUCUACACUGUGAUAUCCAACAUCCUCUACUACAUCCCAACGGUGAUCAUCUCAAUUCUCACACAUACAUUUCAGUUCAGUCUGUCGUUCACCAGCAUCUUGCUUUUGUUGCUUGUUGUUAUUGUUGUUGCCUACGGUUAUGUUCGAUAUAUAUACCUCACGAAGUACUCAAGGCUACCUGAAGAGCCCAAAAGGCAGGAACCCACAAUUGAUACUUUCCUAGAGCCACCUGUGGAAUAUGGGAAAUCAAGAGUGAGCUACAUAGAUGAGUUUCUAAGUGCCAUCAAAAUCUUUGGCUAUUUGGAUAAGUCUGUGUUCCAUGAGUUAACUAAGAGUAUGCAAACCCAGAAACUAGACUCAGGAGAAAUUCUCUUCUUGGACGAUACCUCUGGUUUCACAAUCUGUGUUGACGGAGAGAUACAAGUGUAUUUUAAAGUUGGCGAUGACAAGGUGCAGAAACAAGGUCCCUUUGCUAAGGAUAAUUCCAAAGAUGUUGUUGUUGUCGAUGGCGUUCGUUACCAGCUUUUAAACAACGUUAAGAGCGGUGCACCUGUUUCCUCCUUUAUUGGAGUGUUGAGCCUUUUGACCAAUCAGUCAUCCCUGUUGAGGUAUGCUGCUCCUACUCCUUCGCUACUAAGUCCAGAAAGCCUAAACCGCAAGUCCCUUCCUAUGCCAUCAGAUGGUUUUGCCUUGGAUGAUACAUUAGGGUCGUGUUCUCCGGCAAUCAGUUCGCCCGAUGUGCAAAGUAACAAUGGAAGAGCAUCUUCCAGAUAUUCACGUCAUUCAACCAAAGUAGAUUCUCUCUCUGUACACAAGAAUGUCUGGCAGCCUUCCAAAGCUCUAAAUGGAAAGGAUCUUGAUAAAAAUAUAUCGCCAACCGAGACAGAUCCUGACGGCUUCUUGAACGAUGUUGGUGUUGUUGAUGGGCAGCCAUCCUCGAAUUCUUUUCCAAAGGCUGUGCAUGGCGUACCACAAAGUAUCAACAAUACAUCGCUGGCUGGAAACUUUCCGAUUUCUGGAGACAUGGGAAACACUUCAUUGGGAUCUAAGGUGAAUGGCUCCGGAGUGGAACUCAUCGCAAUUCCCAAGGGUAACUGCACGAUUUCUAUCAUUCCUCGUGAGUCGUUUAUCAAAAUUGCUCACAAGUAUCCGAAAGCAACUACUCACAUCAUUGACAUGAUCUUGACAAAGCUCUACAGGGUGACUUUCCAAACCGCAAACGACUAUUUGGAUCUCACUUCCGACAUUUUUGAGACCGAAUUGAAUUUGAACAAUAGAAUUACCUACAAGCUGCCUGGCUAUCUACAUGAUACUAUUAUAGAAUCCCUUGAUUUGGAGGCAGAUUCCGCUGCUAAUGCCGACGACUCCAAUUUGCCCUAUUCAGAGAUCUCGACUUCAAAGUCUCAGUCUGCCAAAACGCGUCCUGCUAUAGUUAUCAGAUCUAGUCGGCAUUUUCAAAAUUCGAGUUGUGAUGGUACCGUAUCUACUUCUCCAAAGGUAUGUCGGGACAGUGAUGGUCUGAAUAGUGUAAAAAUGAGCUUAAAAGAGCAAGGUAGUCUUGCAGGUGCCAGUAAUAUGCAACCUCAAAAAAGUAACUUUUCCUCUGCUCUCAGGUCUAACAGUAUGUUUAGCCUCAGAUCAAACGAUGAAGGUGUGAAUUCCAUGGAUGUUACAAAUAAGAGGCCGUCACUAAUUCAUCAUCCAAGUUCUUCGGCCAGGCAUUUUACUUUGAAGUCUAGAAACAAGCCAAAUCCGGGUGAUUUGGUUUCAAAUGCCCCCUUACCUAAAAAUGAGUCUGACAUGACUGAGGCAAUUGGAAUAGUGAAAGAUGUAUUCACAUGGAAUGAUUCGUUUCCUUCUUCUUCAAUCGCUAGCACUCAAUACAGUUCGCAGGUAAUUAGUUCUUUAACUGCAAUUAACAUUGUUCCGACUGUUGAGGAAGGCCACAGUUCGGAUGCACACAAAUAUCUGACAACUGGAUUCAAGUUUCAUGGAAAUAUGGAUGAUGAUUCUGUCGGAAGUAACUCGGAAAAUGGGGCUUCAGAUUAUGAGGCAGUGAAGAAAGAUCUUGCGGACGAGAUUCAGGUUAUGAGGAUUAGUAAGGGUACUAAAAUUAUUAGAGCCGGUGAACAGACACCCGGUAUUUAUUAUGUUAUUGAUGGUUCUCUUGAUGUCUCUUACUGGAAGGGAGAUAUGGAAGAGCUUGAUGAUGAUGAUGAUUCCCCAUAUUCAAAGAUAUUAUACUACCGUCGCAGGCGUUCAAAGAAUCUAAAAGGUAAUCAGCAAUAUUUAUUUACCGUUGGCAAGGGUGAGAUAGCAGGAUAUCUCGGAACAUUGAUUGGAUCGAAGUCGUUUAUUGAUGUCAAGGCAACUGAAACCACGUAUGCGGCAUUCGUUCCAAGGGAUGUUUUUGAUUUCAUGAUUGAACGAUAUCCUAGAGUUGAGUCAUGUAUUGCAAAGCAUUUGUUGACUGUUCUAGAUCACAGACUUUAUCUCACUGACUAUGCUAUGGAGUGGGUUCACUGUCCUGCAGGUAAAUCGUUAUACAAUCAGGGAGACCCGGCAAAUGGAAUUUAUGUUGUGCUCAAUGGCAGGUUCCGUUCAGUGAAGGUUAAUUCGGUUGAUAAGAGACAUGUGAUAUUGGGUGAACACGGCCAAGGUGAGUCCUUGGGUGAAGUGGAAGUUCUUACGAAAACACGCCGUAUUGUCACAUUGGUUGCAAUUAGGGAUUCUGAAUUGGCCAGAAUACCUCGUACUUUAUUUGAGUUGAUUGCCCUUAGUAAUCCGUCGAUCAUGGUGAGUGUCUCACGACUAGUUGCAAACAGAGUCAAGAGUACUAUGGCCAAUGAUCCAAGUCUUUCGCCUACCCCGGGCAUUAGUCCGCAUGUGAAAGAUGAGCCCUUGUAUCAGACAUUCUCGAAUUUCCGUACUCUAACUAUCCUUCCGGUUACCCAGGGACUUCCUGUUACAGAAUUUGGCGAGAGACUAGGACUUGCUUUGGAGGCCAUAGGACAGUCCGUCAAGAUUUUGAAUCAAAGUUCUGCCUUGACCAAUCUUGGUAAGCAUGCAUUCGAUCGACUUGCCAAGAUGAAGCAGAGUGGUUACUUUGCAGAACUGGAGGAGAAGUACGAUAUUGUUCUAUAUCUGGUUGAUUCGAUUGCGAACUCGUCAUGGACAAAAACAUGUAUACAGCAAGGCGAUUGUAUUUUGCUGAUAGCAGAUGCAACGGCAUCACCAAAUGUUGGAGAGUAUGAGAGACUUCUAGUAAAGACCAAAACAACAGCAAGGACAGAACUUGUUCUGUUGCAUCCGGAGAGAUAUGUUCGUCCCGGUUUGACCAACAAAUGGUUGAAGAAUCGGAUAUGGGUUCAUGCUUAUCAUCAUAUCCAGAUGCAAUGCAGUAAAGUACACACAGUUUCGCCAAAUGUUGCACAUCAGGAUGCUGAUGUUUUGCGAAUUGAAAAAUUGCCUGGUCUUCUCAGCAAAUCCACAAGGAUCAUAAAGGAUAAUUUGAAAAAUCGUGUAGAGAGUAUUGUGGCCAGAAAUGAUCUGCUUCUUCGUCUGACGAGAGAUUCGUUCCGGUCGAAGAAGUAUUAUCAGCCCAUGCAGGUGCAUAAGGACGACUUCAUGAGACUUGCACGUCUAUUGACGGGUCAAUCUGUGGGACUAGUUUUAGGUGGUGGUGGUGCUCGAGGUAUUAGUCAUGUUGGAAUUAUCAAAGCAUUGGAGGACAAUGGUAUUCCCGUUGAUAUGAUUGGUGGAACUUCAAUUGGUGCCUUUGUUGGCGGCUUGUAUGCAAAAGAGUACGACUUUGUGCCUAUGUACGGUAGAGUGAAAACCUUUGCAGGUAGGAUGGGCUCCUUAUGGAGAUCGUUGUUUGAUCUCACCAUUCCAGUCACUUCUUACAUCACAGGUCAUGUGUUCAACAGAGGUGUCUGGAAGGCAUUUGGAGAGUCAAGAAUUGAGGAUUUCUGGAUUAAGUAUUAUGCCAAUUCUACCAAUAUAACAGAAUCCUUAAUGGAGGUCCACACAAGCGGAUACGCAUGGCGUUAUAUUAGAGCAUCAAUGUCUCUAGCGUCCCUUUUGCCGCCAAUCACCGAUAAUGGAAACAUGCUUUUAGAUGGUGGUUACGUUGAUAAUCUUACGGUUGAAGAGAUGAAAAGGAGAGGAGCCAAAAUUAUUGUUGCAUGUGAUGUUGGUUCGGCAGAUGAUAGAACGCCGAUGGAUUAUGGGGAUUCUCUCAGCGGAUUUUGGGUCCUCAUGAACCGUAUUAAUCCAUUUUCGAAACAUCCGAAUGUGCCAACAAUGGCAGAUAUACAAAUGAGACUAGCAUACGUUGCUUCUGUCAAUGCUUUGGAUAGAGCCAAGAAUACAUCUGGCUGUUUGUAUCUUAGGCCACCAAUUGAGGGUUAUGCCACGCUUGAUUUUUCAAAGUUUGAUGAGAUUUACAGGACAGGUUACACGUAUGGAAGCAAAAUAGUUAAAAAAUUGAAAGAUGACAAUGAAUUUCCUGUCCUUAAGGUUAAAAAACGGGAGGCAUUGGGUGUUCACCCUUUAAGGAGAAGGUAUUCUAUUUAA
Messenger RNA from Brettanomyces bruxellensis, 4746 nucleotides. RefSeq lists its product as uncharacterized. The transcript has 2 exons. Gene Ontology annotation, biological process: phosphatidylcholine metabolic process. Lineage: Eukaryota; Fungi; Ascomycota; Pichiomycetes; Pichiales; Pichiaceae. The coding region runs from base 1 to 4746 and encodes 1581 amino acids. Gene Ontology annotation, molecular function: phosphatidylcholine lysophospholipase A1 activity. The record is from RefSeq and is a predicted model, not a curated record. Gene Ontology annotation, cellular component: endoplasmic reticulum.